CCGACAAACAGCUGGGGCCUGGGGGGGGUAGAAAGGCGGCUGCAGCAGCGCUGCGUGGAGCGCCCCGAGCCACAGCAGGAGAAGGAAGAGGCAGCUUGCCGGGUCAGCGCCCAGCAGCACUGCACGGAGAGUCCCAAGCCUCUGCGACGCAGCAGUGCUCUGUAGCACUUUGAAUCCUCCUCCUCCUGCCACGGCUCGGCACCUGGAAGUGGCUGCUGCUGAAGCACAGACAAAGCACCCAGCAGCGCCGCGUGGAGGAGGAGGAGGAUUCAAAGUGCUACAGAGCACUGCUGCGUCCCAGAGGCUCGGCACUCUCCGUACGGUGCUGCCGGGCACCGACCCGACAAGCCUCCUCCUCCUCCUCUUGCCUCACCUCCUCCUCCUGCCGCGGCUCAGCCUCAUGAACGUGAGCUCAGCAGCGGCUCAGCCUCAUGAACGUGCAACUCUGAGGCUUUACGCACGUCUGCUAAAACGGACACCCACUGCCUCACGCUGCACAGGAAAUGUUUUUUGCCCCUGGGUCCCUUUGCGCUCUUUUCUGGCGUUGAAUCAAGGCGGCGACCCCCCCCUCCCUUUCUUCCUUCCUCUCUCUCGUUCUUAUUCUUUCUUUCCCUCUCCUUCCUUCCUUCUUUAUCUCUGUCUUCUCUCCGUCUUUCUUUUUCUUUCCUUCUUUAUUCCCUUCCUUCUUUCCUACUCUUCUUUCUCUCCCCUCUUUCCUUCCUCCCUCUCUCCCUCCCACUCCUUCCUUCCUUCCUUCCUUCCUUCCUUCCUUCCUUCCUUCCUUCCCAUCUUUCUUCCUCUCCCUCAUUCUUAUUCUUUCUUUCCCUCUCUACUUCCUUCCUUCUUUCUCCCUUUCCGUCUUCUCUCCCUCUUUCUUUUUCUUUCCUUCUUUAUUCCCUUCCUUCUUUCCUACUCUUCUUUCUCUCCCCUCUUUCCUUCCUUCCUCUCUCCCUCCCACUCCCUCUUUUCUUCCUUCCUUCCUUCCUUCCUUCCUUCCUUCCUUCCUUCCCUCCCUCUCCCUCUCCUCAGAAACAUAGGAUGCUGCUUUAUACUUCUGGCCCUUAAACCCUGGAACCAGGAGAGCAGCUCCAGCGAGUCAACCUCAGCCAGUCCCUUUGGUGAAGGGUGGUGGCUCACUGGCAGAACAUCUGUCCUGCAUGCAGAAGGACCCCAGCAUCUCCAGAUACAACCGGCCCUUUGAGGGUGACCAAACUGCUGAUGCGGCCCCCCGAUGAAUUUGAGUUUGACACCCCUGGUCUACGUUCUCCUGUAUCCUCAGAGGCAGGAAGUGGAUCUCAGAGCCCAGAUGAUGCUAUUAUGCUUCCAUGGGGUGCAAGCAGCACUGAGGACCCAGAUGAUGCCAGUCUCCUGCUCUCCAGCAAAGAAAGAGAAGUCAAGACUCCAGAUUCCCUGGAUGUAGCGGAGAACCCCAGUGAUGCUGCCAUGGGCGCAGAGAACGGAGGUAGAGAUGAGGAUCUAGAGAGCUGUGCAUCUCCGCGGGUAGGAAGUGGGGCUGAGAGCCUAAGUGCCCCUCUGUCUUCUAGCAAAGGAAGUGGAGCCAGCGAUGGGAACUGUGGCAAAUCUGAAGGUAUAGAAAGUGGAGUGCAAAUUCCUGCCAUCUCUGCAUCAAAGGGAGAAGAAGAGGGAGCCCAACAACUGGAUUCCUCCAAGAAAAAAAGGACGAGCGGGUUUCCCACAAGAAGGGAAAGAUUUGAGAACUCAAAAGGUGGUUUGUAUCAACAAUAAAGGGAACUCUGGAUGGGAUGAGUUGUUGCUCAGUAGGCCAAAGCCCCAGUUGUAAUAAAUUGACGACUUACCAUACAUAGCAAAAGUGAAUUUUUAGGAAAGUCACUUAAAAACAACUGGGUAUCUAAAUCUGACUCCAGUGCAGCAUAUAUUUGGUGUGCAGCUUCCGUUUCCUUGCUGUAAACCACUUUAGUACUGCAUGGUGUUUUGGGCACAGAAAUCUGGGGAGUAACAAAUAUAUACUUAUUAGCCAAAUAUAUACUUCUUAGAAGCAGAAUAAUUAUAUAUACAUGGAUGUUUAAUCUGCUACAUGUCUACUGGCUGCAGAAUCUUGGCUCAAUGCGAAAACCUGGUAUGAGUUUUCUUUUUUCUUUGAUACUACUCAGGUAUAGAUAAACCGUAUUUUUGGCUCAUAAGCCUUGUGCAGAUGAUCGGGAAGUCCCUGAUUUCUGUGCGUUCAUUAAAAAAAAACCCAGAAAAUAUGUAUACAUAGUGCCGAUUCUUGUUAUCUAGGCACUUAACAGUUUGUAUGUGCAUGAAUAUAAGGUUGGGGCCAAAAAAAGAAUGUCUUGGUUAAUGUAUCAGGGAGGGAGACAGAAGGGAACAACUCAUUCCAAAGUGAAUUCAGGAUCCGGGGGGGGGGGGCUAGGCUCACAACAACCCUGUCAAGUAGGUUAGGUUGAUGGGUUCGUUGCUGUUGUUGUUUAGUCGUUCAGUCGUGUCCGACUCUUCGUGACCCCAUGGACCAGAGCACGCCAGGCACUCCUGUUUUCCACUGCCUCCCGCAGUUUGGUCAGAAUCAUGUUCGUAGCUUCGAGAACACUGUCCAACCAUCUCGUCCUCUGUCGUCCCCUUCUCCUUGUGCCCUCCAUCUUCCCCAACAUCAGGGUCUUUUCCAGGGAGUCUUCUCUUCUCAUGAGGUGGCCAAAGUAUUGGAGCCUCAGCUUCACGAUCUGUCCUUCCAGUGAGCCGUCAGGGCUGAUUUCCUUCAUGAUGGAUAGGUUUGAUCUUCACUGGGGAUGAGGGUGGGGGGUUAAAAACCAUUUUGACUCCUGCUAAGGUUGGGAGAAAAUGGCUGCCCGCUGCAGUGAGGACCCAACAUAAGAAAGCAAUGCCUUAGUGCCUUCUUCCCAUGUGUCAGUUUUCAUUUCUUAGUACAUAUAGUAUUGAUCUGAUGGGUAGAGAUCUUUCCUAUUCUGAUUAGUUCAGGAGUGUUCUAGAAGGUUUUUUUCUACGUGGGAAAGGUUUCUGAUGUUUUGGUUAUUUCUGCUGGGAAGCUGUGUACUCAGCGCAAAAACAAUACUAUAUCGUGAUAAAUCCCUGAAACGAGAUAUUGAUAAAGUGAAUGAUAUUAAAACUAAACUAAAAAUUGUUCAAAAAAACAAAAUUAGCUUAAAUCUCCCAAAUAUUUAGGGGCUGAGGUUUUCUUAUCAAAAACUAGACAGGAACUGUAGACUCUGAAAAGAACUGAAAGCUACACCGCAGUCUGGGGCAAAAUCCCCCAAAAUAAGACUCAAGUUUUGUUUAAACUAAAGGUUAGCUAAUCCUAUGAGACAGUUCAAAUAAUGAAUAUCAUAGCUAUUUGAAAAAAGGUUAGGUAAAAGGCUGUAAAAGCUCUCCUAGUUGUGAUGUUAUAAUGCUAUUGCUAAGACUGCUGAAGGGUGUUUCUGAUUGCCGGCUUAUAUACUGAGAAGCUGUGUACAGCUGGAUUAUGUUAGGAUUUCAUAGUAGAUUCUGUUCCACCUUAAACAGGAACAGGCUUGGAAGAGGAUGUUGACUGUGUCACAUGAUGUAUAUUUCCGUUUGUUGUACUAUUGUAAUGUCAGUUGCUUUCGCUUUGCUGAUGGAGACAGACACAUUUGGUCUUGCUUCCGAGAUGCUUUAGAAUAAACGCUUGUAUAUAUGCAAGAACUUCUCUGACUUUUCUCUGAUGCUGCUGAUGCUGCCAAACCACGCUAACGCUGGAGAUGAGCUCUGCAGAUAACGUGUCCAGACUCCAAGGAGCCUGGAUCGUGUUACAGCUGGCUACCGCAGGAGAGAAGACACCCGGCAGAGGCUUACCAGGGGGCUUGGUGGCCCAGGUCUUCUGCGGUUAUGCCAACAAAGGGUUCCGGGCCCAGUAAUGGAAUGGCUAAUCGCCUAGAAGGUCGCAGAACUGGCUGGUGUUCUGACCCAGGCAGUAGAAAGGCAGCAGCGUUUUCCGAAUGCAGCUACAGGAUGCUGGUAACGUCGGACAAAGAGGAGAGAAGGUAUGUAAAAGCUGGAGCUUUUACAAGCAUGCCGCAGCAGGCACGCAAGCAAGAGACUUUGAUCUGCGCAGCCUGAAGUUUUAUGGCGGGCAGUAAAACUUUCACAGUGAUUAAUGACUGUGAGGACAGUGGACAGUGAGGAGCUGCAGCAUUUUCCCGGUUAGUAAGAGAGAAGGGAAAAUGGAGUUUUUGCACAGCUCUGCCUCUGAACAGAUAAUUUUCCUUCAAGGAGAAAAUUAUCAGAAAUGGGCAAAGUGUACACAGAAGAGGCUGCAGGAUGCAGGAGUGUGGUACACAAUUGCCGCCAAGAGGGGGAGGGAUAAUUCCCCAGACCAAUUCCCCAGCUGGAAGUCAGAUGAUUCUUUUGCGAGAGGAAUGAUUAUCCUAAGUUUGUGUCCGGGACCAUUGAUUUACGUCGGUGCAUGCAAUUCGGCUUGCGAGAUGUGGGAAUCGUUGAAGCUAGCUCUUGGAGGGGGAGGAAGCUGUGAUGGCGAUUCCCCAAAUGAUUGCUGGAGUGCUGGGGCACCCGGUUGCAAACCACAGGAAGAGCUGGCUGUGAUGUCAGACCUGGUGGGGGUGCAGUCUCCAGUGAAUGCAAGAGCUGAGGGCGCCACUUGGGAAUUGCAACAGGAGCUGGCUGUCAUGUCAGACCUGGAACAAGUGGCUGCACAGAGUGCUUCAAUGGAAAUGGCUGAGGGCGCCAGUUGCAAAUCUCAGGGAGAGAUGGCGUCAUCAUCCCACACAGCCGUGCAGUCCCGUGGGAACCAAGGUCAGUCUUCAAAGUCUUUCCAGAAGCCGAGACGUAAACACAAGCCUGCAGGUGCAGCUUUGUCGCGAAGGAGGGGCAAGGAGAUGCCCACAAAAGUGAAGCUUGUAGACAAGGCCCAGCCGAAGGGGGGAGAAUUGCAGCCCACAACAGUGUCACAAGGCAAGGAGAAGGGGGGCGGCCAGGAGCAGAAGCCCACACAGCAGCAAAACGGGACUUUGCUGGCUCGAAAAGUUCAACGCAAGUUUGUUGUCAGUUCCACAGUUCAGAAGCACAUUUGCAGUGACAGAAGUUUGUUUGCUUGCUUUUCUUCACAGGAUGGUUUCGUGAAGUCUAGUGAAGGACUUUUAAGUGUGCAAGGAACUGGACAUGUUUACUUAGGAGGACUGAACUUGACACUAUGUGAUGUUUUGUAUGUGCAAGAUGCACAAAAUAAUUUGCUUUCCAUUUCACAGAUGUCUGAAGAAGGGUAUGGAAUUUCUUUUGAAAAUGGAAGCUGUCUCAUCAAGAAAGGCGAUGAGGAAUUUCUGAAUGCUCCAAGAGUUGAUAAUCAAUAUGUGUUUACUUUUGAUUAUGUUGAUUAAAAUGUGGUUGAUAUGCCUGAAGUUGCCUGUGAUGCUAACACUAAUCAGCUUCUUCUUACAGGUGGUUUUGAUCACACCAAUGGUCACCUGGGUUUGCAGGAGGUGUCCAAGGAGGAGAAUAGAGAGGGUUUAAAGGUUCAACCCUGUGAUUCUUUUGCAGAAUGCAAUAAUGUAAUUGCUGAUGAUGGGAAGCUGUCUAGCAGACAGACUUCCACACCCUGUGAAGUGAUUCAUAUUGAUCUAGCUGAUCAAAUGACACUUUCAGUGGAUGAGGUUGCAAAUGACCAAGAUGGUCAACUGACUCCCUCAGAGAGUGAGGAAAGGUACACCAGGAGUGAUGAUGGUGCCAAUCCCAUUGGAGUGAAAUGCUCCGGUCCCAGUGAAGGUGAAUUCACUUCUCAGGAGCUAGAUGCUUUCCUGGAUGAGAAGUGAAUUCAAAAGGAUCUCUCACGUCCCAAAAGUUCUUGGGAGGGUGGUUUGUGUGAGGGAGCUGGGAAUUCUGGAGAAUUAAUGCAGCAGGGACUUACACCCUUGUUGCACAGUGCCAAUCCAGAGAACGUGCAAAUGGGAGGUAUUUCCAUGGUUCACCCAGAUGGUGAUGUCAAUCCCAAGGGGGUGGUAAAGGAGGAAUUUUCCCUGGUUCACCUAGGUGGUGCUACCAAUCCCAAGUGGGAGGAAGGUGGGGGAAUUUUCCUGGUUCAUGCAAAUGAUGUGAUUCACCCAAGUGGUGGUGUAAUUCAUCAAGGUGAGAAUGGUGCAGCACAAGCUGCAGAUGAUGAUCAGGAUGGUUCUAAUUCAGUGGGAGGUAGUGGUACUGCUGUGGCUGGUGAUGCAGCAGGCUACGAAGGUGUUGAAACCUCACUCAGACCUGCAGUUGACUCUGACACUGAAUUGGUAGAAUCACUGCUCACCAUUGGUCAUUUUUCUCCAGAGAAAGAGGACAUGAGUGUUUGCAAAUCUGAAGAGGCCACAACAGGCAAACAGCCUGAGAGAUUUGCUGAUGAGUUUGCUAAGACUGCUGUUGCUGUUCUUAGAAGCUCAGAAAAGGUUUUUGAACCUGCAAGCUUCAAGGAGGUUCAGGAAAUGACCUCAAAAGAUGCUCAACCAUGGCUAGCUGCCAUGAAAGCAGAGAUUGAUUCCUUAGAUAGGAAUCAGACCUGGGAACUGGUUAAAAUGGUCCCAGGAAUGAAGCUGGUAGAUAGCAGGUGGGUCUUUAAGGCCGAAACUGACCAACAUGGCAAGGUAACGAGGCACACAGCCAAACUGGUCACAACAGGGUUUUCACAGGUUCAAGGUGAAAACAACAUUGAGACUAUUGCACCAAAUGUGAAGUAUGAGAGCUUAAGGCUUUUGCUCAAGAUUACUUCACAAGAGAAAAUGCACGUAUCACAUUUUGUAUUGGAUGCUAAUGAUGCAAAUGUUUCGACUGGGAUUUUGCAGGAGGAUCUGUUUUUACUUCCACCUGCAGGAGGAAGUAAAAUUCAGUACAUGGUGAGUUUGAACAAAGUAUUUUUCAUCAGUUUCCUUUUCUGAGAUCCAGUGGUGAAGGAACCCUCUCCAGCACCCGGGGUGGGACUCCGAGGGGCGGGGCGAACUGCCCAGUGACGCAUGCGUGAUGUCUGUACGGACUGCGCAUGUGUGGCAUCCCUACGGAGUGUGCACGCGCAGCAGCCUGUACGGUCGCCAUGUGAGAGGCAUCCUGUAUGGAUGCCGUGCAAGCGGCACCCAUACUGACUGCAUGCGCCCUCGGCCACUCUACAGCUGGGGGAGGCAGGGGCCAUCUUGUCACUCCCCCGAGUGGAACCCGGGGAACUCCGCCCUCCACUUCGUACGCCCUUGCUGAGAUCCUCAGGGAAGAGCAAUGCCUUGCUGUGUGUUUUCCCAAAUACGAUCUAUGAAAUGGUGGAGCAGCACCUCUUAAGUAAUUCCUUUUUGCAAUUCUUCAGUGGUUCAGUGAACAAAGCACAAAGUAUUUGCUCAGCUUAACUGUUAUGUUCUGUAUACUCAAUGUUCAUUGGUCUGUGUUUUGUUUGGAGCAGGAUUACCCCUUUAGUUCUUAAUAAAACUAUUUUGUUUCUCUCUCUCAUUUCUCUCUCUUGUAACCCUGUUUGGGCUACCUAGCCUUUGCAUUCACUAGUUGAGUUUGCUAUUAGACAAGAGAGAUCAUUUGGCAAGUGGAAUCCCAUGGAUAUUAGUAAUCAGUAAUAUCUUCAUUUUACAUUUUUGUUUUAACUACAUGUCCCAAAGGCAGAUGAAUUGGGGGGGGGGGGACUUUCUCACCACCCCAGCUCCAGCAGGGGAGUUAGGAAACAGCAGUGGUUAGUGUAUUCUGGUGCCGAGUAAACUGGCAAAAAUGAAUAAUUCAUGCAGCAAUAAAUGCUGGAGAUGCAAUGGUGGGCAUGUCCCAUAAGUAAAAAAUUCUGGGAAUUAAUUCAUGAAGAGAU
Zootoca vivipara (common lizard) is the source of this 7789-nucleotide messenger RNA. NCBI's taxonomy places the organism in Eukaryota, Metazoa, Chordata, Lepidosauria, Squamata, Lacertidae. The record is from RefSeq and is a predicted model, not a curated record.